Messenger RNA from Clonostachys byssicola, 1539 nucleotides. NCBI's taxonomy places the organism in Eukaryota, Fungi, Ascomycota, Sordariomycetes, Hypocreales, Bionectriaceae. The record is from the annotation of a GenBank genome assembly.
AUGAGUCAGUUCACAGUGCAACCAGUCACCCCAACUUUGGUGAGAGCCUCAGUAGUCAUACUGCUGCUUGCAUUCUUUUUGUACCAUGUAUCCAAACUCUUAUUCUUCGUCUUCAUAUACCCGUUUUACGUCUCCCCUCUAAGGAAGCUUCCUGGACCCAAGGAUAAUGAUUCCAUCUUUGGUCAAUGCAAGAAGUUUCUCAAGGCCGCCUGGGUUCCUUACCUCUAUCAAGAGUGGUCCACUCGAUGGCCAGAGAGCCCUUUCAUACGCUUCUUGGGACUCUUCAAUUCAGAAUAUCUUAUCAUUAACUCGGUUCAAGCCUACCAAGAAGUUCUUCAGACCAAGAACAGUUCAUUUUCUAAGCCAGCAUUGACGAGAAAGGCUGCUACCGUUGUGAUUGGCGAUGGCCUUCCCUUUGCAGAGGGUGAUUUGCACCGCCGUCGCAAAGGUGUUCUGCUCAAAGCUUUUUCCAUUCCAUCCGUCAAGAAUUUCGUUCCAACUAUAAAUGCCAAGGCGGACUCUCUGGCACGCUGUCUAGAGUCAGCUCGGCAAAGCUCCAACGUGGUUGAAGUUGAGAGCCUUCUGUGGAAAGCAUCCCUUGAUUUGAUUGGAAUCAAGGCGCUGGGAGUAGACUUAAAUCACGUCGAGUCUGAUGACUCGCAACUCCACGCACUCGUCGGCGAAACAAUGAAGCAAUCACUCUCCGGGCAUAUCAUCCACUACCUCAGCUCGUACUUGCCCCUGAGGAGACUUUUGCCUCUCGAAAUGAACAAUAAAUUCCUGAGUUCCUGCGCACAAAUCAGAACUCUGAUUUGGGCCCAUGUUCGGGACUGUCGUUGCCAAAUCAACAGCGGUACUAGGACGGGGACUCCCAAUGCGAUCCGUCUUAUGAUGGAGCAGGAGCCUCUAUGGAAUGAUGAAGAGAUCGUUGAAUAUAUUUUAAACCUUUUGAUACUAGGUCACGACACUACAUCAUGUAGCUUGGUGUGGGCAGUCUCGAUCUUAUCAAGAGAUCCUAAAUAUCAAAACCGUAUCCGCAAGGAGAUUGAAGAUAUGGGACUAGAUCCGCAGGAACUUGGCUACGAGCAGAUUGAGCGCCUCCGGUUCCUCGAUAACUUUAUUCGAGAAGUGCUGCGAACACACUGUCCAGUCGCCUAUGUCCCCCGAGAGGCCAUCGAAGACGUUAAAAUCGCCGGAGUACAUAUCCCCAAAGGCACGGUGAUCCACCCUUGCCCCGGCGUGAUCAACCUCCACCCGCAGGUCUGGGGCCCAACGGCAAGCGAGUUCGACCCAGACCGCUGGGACACCCUACAGGGUGCUGCCGCAAACGCCUAUGCGUUCGAGACGUUCCACAAUGGGCCCCGCGUCUGCAUCGGGAAGCAGCUCUCGAUCGUGGAGAUGAAGGUCAUGCUGAUCAAGAUGGUCACUAAAUUCCGGAUAGAGGCCGUCGAUGAGCAGGCGCAGAUCGAGCUUGCUAGUCCAAGUUUUACAUUGAGGCCCAAGGAGAAGCUUUGUGUGAGAUUGGUGGAUAUCAUGUGA